Molecule: messenger RNA, 2590 nt
Organism: Andrographis paniculata
Lineage: Eukaryota; Viridiplantae; Streptophyta; Magnoliopsida; Lamiales; Acanthaceae
Exons: 3
Coding region: 442-1983 (513 amino acids)
Source: RefSeq, a predicted model, not a curated record
ACCAAGCCCCCCUUUCCUUUUCCCUUUUUGCUGCUCCUGCUUUUAAUUGUUUUUGAAUUCAAUCUCUCCUCCUUCCUUCCGACCGCCACCACCGCCGCCGCCGCCGCCGCCGCACCACUGCCAUUAAUAACCACUCCUCACCUCCUACUCUACGCUCCUCCAUCUUCCUCCUGCACGCCAUCACUCUGCUCUUAUCUUUUCCAUUUUUAGACAUAGACAGAUUCGCCAUCGCCUGCACGCGCUAUAUAUAAACAUACCUCUGUGUUCGUGUCUGUGUGUGGGGUAGAAAUUGGGGAAAAGUUUGCUUGCGUUUGGCUUAGGGCUGCAAUCCCGAGGAUAGGAUACGAUUGGAGGAAGAAAUCGCCGAUUUUCGAUUGAUUGAUUUGCCCAGUGGUGUUCAAUUAGGGAUUUGGAUUUGGAUUUGGAUUUGUUGGCUAUGUGAUGCAUCAGAAGAAAUCGGAAGUACAGAUCGGAAAAGACAGCAGCGGCGUCUCUUCCGAUUUCAAUCCCACUCCGCCGCUACCGCCGGCGUCCCUCACGCAGAAGCAUCCCCACCCUUCCAAUCCGCCGGCCGUCCAUCCGCCGUCCUCCGCCGCCCAUACGACGCUGCAGAUCCUAAUCGACGCCGAGAAUGAGCAGAAUGACGGUUUUGCCCUCAAGCGCGCCCCCUUCAAGAGGUCUCCUCAGCAGCAGCAGAGGCAACAGCGCUUUGCCAAGACCCCCACCCUCUCCAACGCUCUGCACAACUACGGCCGCGCCGUCUCUCCGCCGCCGGACCACCAUCACCAUCACCACCACCGCCCGGCGAAUUUCAAUCUCUUCUACAACAGGUCUCACAACUUCCUGACACACUUCCACCACCAGUUCCGCCACCUGCGCCGCCGGCUGCGCCUCCACGUCCGCCUGAUUCUCCUCCUCAGCCUCCCUUUCUUCUACUUUUUAGUAUCCCAUCCUUCCAGCUCUUUUAUCCUCGAUUUCCUAUCGGCUUUCGCCUUCUCCGCUGCCCUCCUUUUCUCCCUUAACUUAGCCAUCCCAAGGCUCCCCACCAUAAGACUCUUCCUGUCCAGAUCACUCCCGCUCAAGAUAUCUGCGAAGGACCGAAUCUCCCGCCCACAUUUGCCUGUCUUUUGGUCGAUAGGGUCUCGAGCAAAACCAGACAAGAAGGCGAUCACAGGAUGCUACGUGCAAGCCUACAGCAAUGGGGAUGUGUUCGAGGGAGAGUUUCACAAGGGCAAGUGUUCGGGGAGUGGAGUGUAUUACUAUUACAUGAGUGGAAGAUACGAAGGGGAUUGGAUCGACGGCAAGUAUGAUGGUUAUGGGGUGGAGACAUGGGCGAGAGGGAGCCGAUAUAGAGGGCAGUAUCGACAAGGUCUUAGGCAUGGUUUCGGAGUGUAUAGGUUUUACACGGGGGAUGUGUACGCCGGGGAAUGGUCUAAUGGGCAGAGCCAUGGAUGUGGGAUUCAUACCUGUGAGGAUGGGAGUCGAUAUGUUGGAGAAUUUAAGUGGGGUGUUAAGCAUGGCCUUGGACAUUACCAUUUCAGGAAUGGGGACAGGUAUGCUGGAGAAUAUUUUGCUGAUAAGAUGCACGGAUUCGGAGUGUAUUUCUUUGCGAAUGGGCACCGCUAUGAGGGUGCUUGGCACGAGGGUAGAAGGCAGGGGCUUGGAAUGUACACUUUCAGAAAUGGCGAAACUCAGUCUGGCCAUUGGCAGAAUGGAAUUCUUGAUGUCCCAAGCACGCAGAGUGCUAGCUAUCCCGUUUCUCCUGUUGCCGUAAACCACUCCAAAGUUCUUAAUGCUGUUCAGGAAGCUCGACGAGCUGCUGAGAAAGCCUAUGAAGUGAGUAAGGUUGACGAGAGAGUGAACCGAGCAGUUACUGCAGCCAAUAAGGCGGCCAAUGCUGCUCGAGUGGCUGCAGUGAAGGCUGUGCAGAAACAAAUGCACCGCAGAAGCGGGAGUGACGAGAAUCCGAUACCCAUUGCAUAAUACAAACUGCGAGCCUUAUGGGGCAGUCUUCUUGCUGAUGACGACGAUGACACACACCGCCAAUAAUUAGUACGCGAACUGGGGUUUGUCCGAACAUGGCAGGCAAGAUCUUCUCUGGUUUCCUUGCACUACAACGCAAGCUGAAUUUUCGUCAGCAGCCGGUGUUUCGAUAGUAAGCAUCAGAGUGUUGGGAGGAGAGAGACAUGAAGAUGAUCUCUCUCUCUCUCUCUCUCUCUCUCUCUCUCUCUCUCUCACAGUCUCUGUCUCUGUCUCUCUUUGUUAUUGUGUUUUUGGUAUUUUGGUAUAUGGUUGGCGUGUUUUGUGUAUGUAUAGUAUAGUAUAGUAUAGGAAAUGUUAAGUUUGAGUGGUGCUGUGGUGGUGAGGGAAACCCCUUGCCACAUACUUGCUUACUAAUCACCACACCACUGCUCUCUCUCUCUCUCUAGAUUUCUCUGUCUCUGUCUAGAAUGUGAGGGUUGGGAAGGAGGGAGGAGAGCAUAUGACUGACAGACAGACAGAAAGACACACACUGCUAAUCAAGAAACUGCUUCUUAAUAGAGAGGUGUAAUAUUUUCAACUUAACUUCUACUACUUUAUUAGGGGCUUC